Dentiscutata erythropus is the source of this 342-nucleotide messenger RNA. The record is from the annotation of a GenBank genome assembly. NCBI's taxonomy places the organism in Eukaryota, Fungi, Glomeromycota, Glomeromycetes, Diversisporales, Gigasporaceae.
AUGGUAUACAAAGAUAAAUUAUCUGCACAAACUCUUAUUGCUCAAAUUAUCAAAUUUAAGGAAAAAGAAUUUUCAUACAAAGUUGGAUAUGAUAGCCAAGAUAAAAAUGAUAUAAGCAAAAACUAUGAAGAUGAAAAUAAUAGAGAAUCAGAUGAUGAUUUAGAGAUUUCUAAUCAUCAAGUAGUAGUUCUUGUUAUUAAUAAUAUUGUAGAUUUGUAUCAUCAAGUGUUUAAUCAAGUAGAGGAUUUGUAUAUCUCUAAUGAAGACAAUAUCAAUUCCAAUAUCGCUAUAAAUAAAGAUCAUAAAUUUAAUUUAGAAGAAUUAGUUCAAGAUCUUGAAUAA